Molecule: messenger RNA, 2770 nt
Organism: Panicum hallii
Lineage: Eukaryota; Viridiplantae; Streptophyta; Magnoliopsida; Poales; Poaceae
Product: E3 ubiquitin ligase PQT3-like
Exons: 7
Coding region: 459-2480 (673 amino acids)
Biological process (GO): ubiquitin-dependent protein catabolic process; protein ubiquitination; mRNA processing
Cellular component (GO): nucleus
Molecular function (GO): nucleic acid binding; zinc ion binding; ubiquitin protein ligase activity
Source: RefSeq, a predicted model, not a curated record
CUUUCUAUAAAACUCCAGCGCCCCCCGCCGCCGCCGUUAGCAGCCGCAAAAUUCUCCCAAUCACCUCGCCUGCCGCACGCACCUCGGAACCCUAGCCCCGGCUACACCCACAGAUCCGGCGGCCUUAUUCGGCGGAGUCGGCUGCUCCUAUCCCCGGUCGGCACUCCGGCACCACCGCUCCCCGGCGUCCCGCGCCGGACUACCCCGCCUGCGCACUUCCCCCGGCGUCGUCCCGAGGAAUCGCGCGGUCUUCAGGCUUCGUCUCCGCCCUACCGGCCUCGACUCGAAGGGAUCCGCGAGCUUCCCGCCGUCGUCGAUCGCCUCCCGUAGAUCGAUUUGAUCUGUGAUUCUUCUAUUGUUGAAUUUCCGUGUAUUUCAUCUAAGAAAAAAGAAGAUUCAGGCCAUCUUGUGAAAAUUGUGAGAAAAGAGAGGCCUCGAGGUCUCGCCACCCAUCCAUCAUGGGUGUUGUGUAUUACCAAUAUAAGAGUGAAAAGGAUAUCUAUUCGAUGCAAGUGCCCCAUGCUUUUAUCUCUGUCUCUGAGCUUAAGCAGCUUAUCAAGACGAGUGAUAAGCACGGUCGUGGGCGAACCCGCGGCCGUCCUACAGAGGAUAUUAUCAUCUCCAACGCCCAGACUGGCGAAGAAUAUACAGAUGAAAGAGCAUUGGUACUACAAAACACCACUGUGCUGGUCCGCAGAAUUUGCAUUCCUGGACAAUUAUCAGAGAAAAUUAUCUUGUCCCCUGUGCGGGAAGUCACAGAAGGAUGUUCUGCACCUUCAAGCAAGUCAGUGGUUACUGACUCAAACUCAAAAUCAUAUUCCUCUGUAGGAGUGCAAGAUGAAGAUGCUGCAAUCGCAGCAGUGAUAAAUGCAGCUGAAUUGAAAUUGGAGCAGCACCUGUCUAAAAGAGGGCAAGGCAGUGGAAGAUGUAACUAUGGUCAUGGACCAUUGGAAGGGGAGACACCUCCACCAGGCUACGUCUGCCGCUCUUGCAGCGUUCCAGGCCAUUUCAUUCAACAUUGCCCACGGGAAAGCAAGACACCUCCACCUGGAUACAUCUGCUACAGAUGCCGAAUCCCAGGGCAUUUUAUUCACCAUUGCAUGACCAUUGGUGAUCCCAAGUUCCACAAUAAUAAAAUGAGUCGGUCUCUUGCCCCAGUAGUAACUGUAAGUCCUGUCAAUGGCAUUCUGGAAGAAUUUGUCCCAGCUGCACCAGUGAGUGCUGUUGAUGACUUGCCAGCAGAGCUCCACUGCCGACUGUGUAAAAAAGUGAUGAUAGAUGCAGUGUUGACAAGCAAGUGCUGUUUUGACAGUUUUUGUGAUAAAUGCAUUCGGGAUUACAUUAUUACGGAAUCAAAGUGCUUUUGUGGAGUCAAGGCGCUAGCAGAUGACCUCAUUCCCAAUCAUACACUUCGGAGCACAAUCAGCAAUAUGUUGGGAACACGGGCUAGCAGCGGUGGAAGUGGUACAACCAAGCACAGAAGCUCGUCAGGAAGCAACCUUGAUUCCAGAUUACAGAGCCAUACCCCUUCUGCUACCUCAGAAAGGAAGAUGAAGCAAUCAACGAACCUCCAGCUAUCAGCAGGAUUUGCACCUGAUGAUGGACUCCAGGUUGCUACAAAAGGUGAUCUUGUGAACCAGCCUCUAGAUAAAUCGGCCGCCAAUGUUGAUACCCUGAGCAAAGAUGAAGGCAGUUCUGCAGAAUUGUCAGUAGAAAAGGCUGCAGCAGGUGCUGAAGUCCUCAAAGUCAAAGAUGGAAGUGGAUCCACAUCAAAGGUCACUACUAUUUCAGGGGCCCUAGAAUACAAUGCCACUAGGACAAAUCAACCCAAGAAGAAGCGGAAGAAGGCAGACUCAACUAAGAACGUUCAGCCUAACAAUGUUGACUAUGGUUACAACGUUCCAUUUGACCCUGCAUAUUACAACCCUUUUGUCAGUGGAUAUCCUUGGGCACCUGAACCUUACAUGUACAGCUCUAUAGGGAUGCCUUACGGUGGUUAUCCAAUGGACCCAUAUGGUGUAAAUUCCUUCAAUGGCAUGCCAUUGCAGGCUCAUGCUAUGCAAGGCUAUCCAGCAAGUUAUCAAAGGCCCGAAACUCAGCCCAUGCAUUACCGGGGCAGUGAAGCUGUUGCAACACGUCCAAGGCAGGCUGAGAGACCUAAGGACAGUAGUCUUCAGCCCCAAUCAUCAGAGCGCAACCGCCAACUGGGAUCGUCUCGUGGAUUAGAAUCAAGGAACAGAGCAAGGUCGGGCUCCGAGAGAGGGGACCAUGGGCGUUCUGACAGGGUCUCCGAUGACUUCUAUGAGAGUCAGUCGAGUAGGAAGAGGAUGCGCCAUCCUUCUCCAGUGCAUGGCGACAAGCAGAGCAGCCAGAGAUCGAGGCAUAGUUCCAGGAUUCGUGAGGAUUCAAGCGACGAUGAACGCAACUUCAAGAGGAGAUGGGGCCGCAGAUCAUCAGUCAGUGUGGAGAUAAAGCACUGAGGAAUGAAGAUGGGACGUGGGAGUACAAGUGGAGCAUUGCUGAUCUCCAAUGUUCGCUUAUAGAAUUAUUUUACAUGUAAUUGUAUUGUAUGUAUGCCCUCAAAAGUCGAAAGAGGAAAGCUUCUCAGAAAGCAGAGGAAAAUUAGCAGAUUUUCCCGAGGCCAAAUGUAGUCAGAUAUUGAUAUACCGCUCUGUACUAAUGAGAGCAUUGCCAGCUCUCGUGUCUGUAAUGCAAUAUGCAGUGUCUUCGAAGAUAAAUGGAGUUUCUCUAAUUUCCGCGUGAUUCUAAA